This is a messenger RNA of Rattus norvegicus (Norway rat), 945 nucleotides long. It is a transcript of the gene Or5p66b, whose product is annotated as olfactory receptor family 5 subfamily P member 66B. Gene Ontology annotation, biological process: signal transduction; detection of chemical stimulus involved in sensory perception of smell; G protein-coupled receptor signaling pathway. Bases 1 to 945 code for a protein of 314 amino acids. The transcript has a single exon. The record is from RefSeq and is marked reviewed. Lineage: Eukaryota; Metazoa; Chordata; Mammalia; Rodentia; Muridae. Gene Ontology annotation, molecular function: G protein-coupled receptor activity; olfactory receptor activity. Gene Ontology annotation, cellular component: membrane; plasma membrane.
AUGUCUUGGCUAGAGAAUGGGAACCAUACUACAGUGGCAGAGUUCCUUUUAUUGGGAUUAACAGAUGACCCAGUUCUUAGAGUCAUUCUCUUCACCAUCAUUUUGUGCAUCUACCUGGUGACUGUGUCUGGGAACCUCAGCACCAUCCUUCUCAUCAGAGUCUCCUCCCAGCUCCAUCACCCCAUGUACUUUUUUCUCAGCCACUUGGCUUCUGUUGACAUAGGCUACUCAUCUUCUGUCACACCCAAUAUGCUUGUUAAUUUUCUGGUAGAGAGAAAUAUCAUCUCCUACCUGGGAUGUGGCAUACAGCUCAGCCUAGUUGCUUUUUUUGGUGCAGCUGAAUGCUUCCUUCUGGCUGCCAUGGCUUAUGAUCGCUUCAUGGCAAUCUGUAACCCACUGCUUUAUUCUACCAAAAUGUCCACACAAGUCUGUAUCCUGUUGGUUGUGGCUUCUUAUAUAGGGGGUUUCCUUAACGCUUCCUUUGCCAUGGUUUCCUUUUGUUCUUUUCUCUUCUGUGGACCAAAUAUAAUCAAUCAUUUUUUCUGUGAUUUUGCUCCUUUGAUUGAGCUCUCCUGUUCUGAUGUCAGUGUUUAUGUUAUUGCUACCUCAUUUUCUGCUGGCUCAGUUACUAUGAUCACAGCACUUGUCAUAGCCAUCUCCUAUUCCUAUAUUCUCAUUACCAUCCUGAAGAUGCACUCCACUGAGGGUCGACAGAAGGCCUUCUCCACCUGCACCUCCCAUCUCACUGCAGUCACUUUAUUCUAUGGAACUGUUACAUUCAUUUAUGUGAUGCCCAAGUCCAGUUUCUCCAUUGACCAGAACAAGAUAGUGUCUGUCUUCUACUUGUUGGUGAUCCCCAUGUUGAACCCCCUCAUUUACAGUCUCAGAAAUAAUGAAAUUAAAAGUGCUCUGAAGAAACAGAUUUGGAGGAAAACAGUUUCAUAG